UCUCUCUCUUUACCCCUCUUCUCCAAACUUCAUCUCCCACAAUUCCUCCACAAAACCCACAUCAAAAACCUUCGAUCCUUGCUCCUCCAAGCUUUAAUUUCGUGGGUCUAGCUCGGUGGGAGUUGGUUCGCCUCGGUUUCGGAGUAUUUCAAGAUCUAGGGCUCGAUUGGCUCGGGGGAAGUUCAUACGACCUUGAGCAUAUGGACAAUAGAUGGAGUCGUAUCCAACUUCGGAUGUCGACGAAGGUUACGGGGCCUAACACUGCCCGGAAGGUGGAGUCGCAUCCAUUUCGUGGGAUGUCGAUGAGGGUUACGGGGCCCAACACCGCCCGGAAUUCACGUCAAUAUGGACGGAGCCCGGUUCACCUUCUUGGUGGGACCUUGGCGAGGGUUACGGGACCCAACACCGCCCGGAAUUCACGUCAAUAUGGACGGAGCCCGGUUCACCUUCUUGGUGGGACCUUGGCGAGGGUUACGGGACCCAACACCGCCCGGAAUUCACGUCAAUAUGGACGGAGCCCGGUUCACCUUCUUGGUGGGACCUUGGCGAGGGUUACGGGGCCCAACAUUGCCCGGUGCAUUGCUUUGCAUCACAUAUCACGCAUUGUUGAUUGGUUGGGCUAGACGUAUGAUCUGUGUUGCUUGAGAAAUGAAAAGAGAGAUAAAGUUGUUAAUUUAAUGUUUGGUUUGUCAUUCGACUUUGAAUUGUAUCUUGGAUUACUAUCCUUCUUCAUUGAGCCUCUUGUUCGGUAAU
Molecule: messenger RNA, 753 nt
Organism: Rhododendron vialii
Lineage: Eukaryota; Viridiplantae; Streptophyta; Magnoliopsida; Ericales; Ericaceae
Exons: 2
Coding region: 201-623 (140 amino acids)
Source: RefSeq, a predicted model, not a curated record